GCGAGAAAUAUGCAUCGGAAGGGGCCUGGGUCAGGACGGGGGUCUGGGCGUAGAAAGGGGGAAGGGAGGGGCCGUCCGAACGCUAGGGGAUAUGAAUCAAUUCAUAGCCGAAAUUUCCGUAUCGUCGCUGCACCCCUUUUGUUUGUUUUUGCCUUACUUCGAACGUUCGUGUAUCAACUAUGGGUUGUUGUCAUUUUAAUUGCUUGUAAAAGUCGACGAGCCAUUCCAGACCGAUAUCAUAACAGAAAAAGUGACGAAGAGGAGGGUUGUCUCAUGAUGUCAGACAGCCCGAGGGGUAAGAGCUACGUCGGCCCGGGGGAGCCCGCCCUAGCACAACAGAAGCAUCACCACAGGAAAGCGUUCGAGUACAUCUCAAAAGCCCUGAAGCUGGACGAGGAAGAUGCAGGUCGCAAGGAACAAGCCAUUGAUCUGUAUAAGAAGGGCAUCAUGGAGCUGGAGAAGGGCAUCUCAGUUGAGGUCAGCGGACAAGGUGAAUCGUAUGAGAGAGCCCGGCGCCUCAAGGAGAAGAUGCUGACCAAUAUGGUUAUGGCCAAGGACAGACUGGAUGUUCUCGAGAAAGUCUUACAACACAUAAGAUUAGACGCCAUUGCUGAGGAGAGAGAUCACAGAGACAGUAAGGGGAGGCAACCCCCCCAAACACAUGUCACUGAUAAGAAUACAAGAGUUGUGGCCCCUGGCAAGAAGACUCCAGUCACAAGUAAACCUCUGAAGCCAAUGAAGAUGGCCGUGCACAAGUGCAAUACACUGCCUCGCUCCCACAGUGCUACUCGGGAACCAUCAGGACCAGGGGCGUCGCCACGGGCAGCCAGGAAAGCUUCCCUCCAUCACAGGAAUCUGUCACAGGGGGAUGCUCGUGGUGCUACAAAGGGGAAGAGAGAACUGUCUUUAGCAGGCCUGAAGAACGUCGAUAAAAAGCUGGCCAAUAUGAUUCUGAAUGAGGUCAUCGACCAGGGGCCUACAGUUUCUUUCAAUGACAUAGCUGGUCAGCAUAUAGCAAAACAAGCCUUACAAGAAAUAGUCAUUCUUCCUGCUCUCCGCCCAGAGCUGUUUACAGGGUUGAGGGCCCCUGCCAGGGGACUGCUUCUGUUCGGACCCCCUGGCAACGGCAAAACUAUGCUGGCCAAAGCUGUUGCAAAUGAAUCCAAUGCUGUGUUUUUCAACAUUUCUGCUUCAAGUCUUACUUCCAAAUGGGUUGGAGAGGGUGAGAAGCUUGUGCGCACAUUGUUUGCUGCAGCCCGGGAACUCCAGCCUAGCAUUAUCUUCAUGGAUGAGAUCGACUCCUUGUUGUGUGAGAGGAGGGAGGGGGAGAACGAUGCCAGUCGCAGACUCAAGACUGAAUUCCUGGUCCAGUUUGAUGGUGUUGCGAGCGGAGCCGAGGAGAAGGUGCUGGUAAUGGGAGCAACCAACAGACCUCAGGAACUGGAUGACGCUGUGCUCAGGCGUUUCCCGAAGCGUGUGUAUGUGACAAUGCCUGACCUUGACACACGGCGCACGAUGUUGAGUCACCUGCUCGUCAAACAUGACAAUCCUCUCACGUCAAAAGAGCUUGACCAUCUGUCCAGAUUGACAGAUGGAUACUCUGGAAGUGAUCUAACUGCUGUGGCCAAAGAUGCAGCUUUAGGGCCAAUCAGAGAGCUGAGCAUACAUGAAGUGAAAAAUUUAGAUGCAAAUAAGGUGAGAAAUAUCCAGUUGUCAGAUUUUGGUGAUGCCUUGAAGAGAAUACGAAGGAGUGUACCACUGGAUACCCUGGAGAAGUACGAAUGGAACGGGGAAUACGGGGAUAUUACCACAUGAUAUUGUCACAUGACAGCAUGGAGCAUGUCAUUGGCUGAUUUGUAUGAGCAGAGACCAAUGAAAGCAGCAUGCAGAGUUUUAUGUCCGUGGCAACAGAGUAUUUAUGGACCCAGAGGUGUUUGAAACAAAAUAUGUUGUAACCCGAAUGAUAUUUGAAUGCAUAUCUUUACGUCAGUCAUUUUCAACUUUCUGUAUUUUGUAGUAAAAACUAAAGACAAUGCAAAUAAGCUGUUACAACAGUUACGUUUUGGAGGAACAAAGACAGUGACAAAUGAUAUAUGUGUGUGAUACAAAUAAGGGUUAUGGAUGAGACGUAUAUUACAUCGACUGUAUACCAACACAAACUUGGGCACUGUGUGGAAGAGUCCAGUGUCCAUUAGUGGAGACUUGAGAUUUACACUGGAGAGUUUACCCCGGAGACUAUUCAGCCUGUCAUCUGUUGGCAGAUAUCAAAAAGCAUCAAGAAGCAUUCCAUAUACACUGUGACUGUGUAAAGACAAUAAUACCAGAUGUUAUGCUUUGUCAACUCCUUGAUUACCAUGUCUAACAUUUUGAUUUGAGUCAAAGAUAAUUAAUAUUUCACAAAAGAUCUGGAAGGAUCAAAUAGGACAGCUCCCCUGUGGUUGAAUGUAACAUUCUAAGUCUUGCUGUGCUGUAUGCAGGGAAACUCUGACCAACCACUCCUAAAGUGUUGCAGUAUAUGAGGACAGGGGUGUGUUGUCAUCAGCGUGUUAUACACGUCCAUACUCUGGUGUUGAUGCCACAUACAAAUAUGAUGAUACCUUCGUCACUGAGAUAGCAUAUUGUGUAUCGGGAUACUCAGUUCCAAAUAUACUACCCAUCAAAAGUUUAGACUCACUUAAAGCAGAGACCAUAUCCCGGUAUAUGGUCUCUGCUUAAAGCACUCACUAUAUGUUAUGC
This is a messenger RNA of Haliotis rubra (blacklip abalone), 2736 nucleotides long. Its product is annotated as spastin-like. Gene Ontology annotation, cellular component: microtubule cytoskeleton. NCBI's taxonomy places the organism in Eukaryota, Metazoa, Mollusca, Gastropoda, Lepetellida, Haliotidae. The record is from RefSeq and is a predicted model, not a curated record. Gene Ontology annotation, molecular function: microtubule severing ATPase activity; ATP hydrolysis activity; ATP binding.